GUAGCCCAGGGGCCGCCGCGGUGCCCGCUGCCGCCGUCGCCCUGGAAGCGGGGACGCCGCGCGGGGCCCGGGGUGCCAUGGAGGAGCCGCCGCCGCCGUCCGCCUGAUUCCCGAGGCUGCCGGCACCGAGACAAAGCGCGGGACUGCCCGCCGCGGCUUCCCGGCCGAGCCAUGGUGGAGCCGCCGGCUGAGCCUCCCCCGCAGCCCUGCCCGGCUCCCGGGGGGGCAGUGGGAGGAGAGCCAGCCCGUCCCGGGGAGCAGUCGCCGCUGCUGCACCUGGACCUGUACAACUUCGACUGCGCGGCGGCGGAGGGCAGCCGGUACGUGCUGACCAGCCCGCGGUCGCUGGAGGCCUGUGCCCGCUGCGCCGUGCGGCCGGUGGAGCUGCUGCCGCGGGCGCUGGGGGAGCUGCUGCGGGAGGCGCCCGGGCGCUCCAUGCGGGUGGCCGCCGGGCUCUAUGAGGCCUACGAGCGGGAGCGCCGCCGCAAGCUGCAGCAGUGCCGGGAGGAGCGGGAGAGGAUCAUCCGGGAGGAGAAGCGGCGGAUCCUGGCGCCUCUCGGCAGCCUGCCGCCCUCGCCCGCCGCACGGGUCACGACCCGGGCUGCAGCCACCGCUGCCACCUCCGGGCCCCGGCCCCACGGCGGGGCGAAGGCCAGGGCACCGGGGGGUGCCAAAGGCAAGAGCCACUCCCUGGACUCGUUACAGAAACGCCGUGAAGGCAGCUGGGGCAAGACCUCCUCCGAGUCGGGGGCAUCGUCCUCCUAUAGCGGGGAGAGCCUGCGAGAGCGUGGGGGCAAGUCGGGGGGCCGGGGCCGAGGGGGAGCCAUUGCUGCCAACGGCUCCUUGCUAGGGCGCAGCUUCAGCCUGGGUGACCUCAGCCACUCACCACAGACAGCCCAAAAGGUGGAGAGGAUCGUUCGGGAAGUGAAGAGGAGAAAGGGCCUGUCAGAGGUGCCGGAGAGGGACAAGAAGAUCGCGGCGCUGAUGAUUGCCAAGCACCAGGAGGCCAGCCUGCUGCGGGAGCAGCGGCAGGCUGCCCACCUCCAGUGGGACAGCCAGAAGCGCCUGGCCGAGCAGCGGAAAGAGAAGGAGGAGAAGGAAAAGCAGAGGGCCCUCUUGCAUGGCCAGCGACUGUGGGAGAGCCAGGUGGAGAAGCGUCGGGGCAGGCUGACCCAGGAACAGGAGGAAGCUGUUUUGCUGAAGCAGAGACAGCGCCAGAUGUGCGAGGAGAGGUGGCGGGAGCAAGCCGAGAAGCAGGAGCGGCUGCGCAGGGAGAGGCUGGAGAGGGCCAUUCAGGAGGACAAGCAGAAGAAGCUCCAUCAAGAGCACAACCUGAAGGUGAAGGAGGAAGGCAAGAAGGAGCACCGGGAACGAGAGGAACAGCUUCUGCAAGAGAAGCUGUCCAUGGCCGCACAGAAAAGGAUGAAGAAGGAGGUGCAGUUGCAGAAGGAGAAGAAGCUGCUCAACCAAACAGAGAAGCUGAAGCAUGAGGCUUUGCUCAAGGAACUGGCCAAGCAAGAGGCAGAAGAGAAGGAAAUGCUGAAAGCUUCCCUAGAGAUGAGCUUGACAAAGGCUCAGGAGAACUAUGAGCAAUUAAUGGAGAAGAGGAAUCAGGAACUGAGAGAAAAAGCCAGGCGAGAGGACAUGCAGAUCCAGAGAGCCAAACUGGCAGCAGAGAAGAAGGAAAGAGAGCAGAAGGAGCACUUGGAAGCCCUGGCUAGAGAGACAGAGAGAAAGCUCCAGCACGCUGCCCAGGUGGCUGAAGAGGUUGUCCAAGAAAAAGCCCGCAGGGUGGUCUUGAGUCGUCUGGAGAAGGAGAAGGUCCAGAAGAUGAACAAGCAAAAAGUAGAACAGUACGAGGACUUACGGCGCAGGGAGAUUCUCCUUUCUAUAGAGAGGAAGCUGGAGAGGAGCGAGCAGAUCUUCAAGGAGAAGAAGACUGUCUUAGAAAAUGCCAGGUCCGUUGCUCGGGCGUCCUUCCACGUUCGGGAGAGGGUGCGGGAAGAGACGAACACGCGCACCUUUGACAAGAUGGCCUUCGAGGCGGAGCUGCACGCCCACCUGAGCAAGAAGUGAAAGGCGGUGGACGAGUGGCUGUACAUUAUGGUGUACACCCAGUGAGGUAUCAGAAAGCUCCCCCCAUCAGCAUUUGAAAAACAACUAAGCAGCACCCUGAUUUCUUAUUGUGAGGGAGCAGGGUACCGCACAAAAACGUGGCAGCUAUUUCACAUACUUUUUGAAACGUGAUUUUGUUCUGGCCGUGUAUUAAGGACUGACCUUGGUCAUCUUUGCACUGGGGAGGCGAGUUUUUGUGUCUCCACCCCACAAGCACACACAUUUUCUCAAGAGAGCACUGCAGAAGAAGUCUCCUGGAAGCCUGUGAGCUACUGAGUGAUUGUCCAUACCAGAGCUGACUACAGCUGCACUCUUUUCAGAUGGAAAUUCAGACGACGGAGAAUAUUGGAGCCUGCUGACUAAGAACCCAAACCAGCCCCAGCUGAUUCUGGCUUGAGUGACAGCAGCUUGGUUUAAGUUACAGGGCUGCAUUUCCAAAGCCACUGCACUGCCAUGCUGAAGGUGAGGAUGCAGCAUGCUGGGCAGGAUGCUGAGCUAAAGGAAGCACAGAUCAAGGUUUCAUCCCACCAUGUCAGUAGACAUUAUGAUAGGAGUUGGGCAAAAGCUGUCAGAAGUUCUCACACCGUUUCUCUUUUACUAUUUGCAACUGUUGCCCCUCCCAGCUAUCUUCAAGUCUCCUUUGAAAGUUUCUCUUACAAACCUCUGCACAAUCAACUUCAUUUUUUUCAGAGGAAGGAGAGAAGUGGGCAAUCCACAAGCUGAUGAGCACCAAGACAACCCAGCUGUUCAUUAAGAUACAGGAAUGAAGGGACCUGUGAAAUCUGGCCUCUGUGGCAAACAUGGAGCCUUUGUAAACUGAAACCUGCAAAUAUUGCAGAGAGAAGUUGCCCCUCUUGGGAAUUCUUGAAACUUCAGGAGAGCCUCCACAACUUUCUCCAGAUUGUCCUGCCUUGAGCAGGAGGUUGGAGCAGGUAUCCAGUGAGAUGUCCACCCACUUCUUACAAUCAUCUGCUUGAGCAGGGCAGCAUUUAUCUGUCUGCUGGUGCUAACUUUGUGUGUAUAUAUUAUAUAGGGCACAAGAAGGAGUAGAUGCACAAAAUAAGGUACAUGACAGAUUCUCUUAGAUGAGGACCAUGGUUUGGUUUUGUUUGU
This is a messenger RNA of Pogoniulus pusillus (Red-fronted tinkerbird), 3228 nucleotides long. It is a transcript of the gene CCDC177, whose product is annotated as coiled-coil domain containing 177. The transcript is spliced from 2 exons. Lineage: Eukaryota; Metazoa; Chordata; Aves; Piciformes; Lybiidae. The record is from RefSeq and is a predicted model, not a curated record. The coding region runs from base 172 to 2076 and encodes 634 amino acids.